AGUGCGAUCAGCAGGUUGAACAAGUUGUCCUUCACAUAAAGUGGUUGUCCUUGAGUCGUGUGCAAGUAGUGCAAUAAAAAUGCACCUGUUUGUUUACAUUUUCAUUUGUUUAUUUCACACAAUCUCCGUUUUUAUUUCUGCACAAAAUGAUUCUUUUUACUUACUUCCUCGAUUUUGGACGAACACUGGUUUUUGUCCAUCUGGUGACAUUCUUCAAAACACCGACAUUUCGAAUUCUAUUCUCUCAAAUGAAAUUAAAUUACAUUUGCAAUUAAUUGGAGCCUUGCCUAAUACAGCUGUAUCAAACGUUCGAAUUCACUGGCUGCUAGAACUCGUUGAAUUGGUGGAAUUUGACAAACAUCAAAUUCCUAAAUAUGAUUUUUCAAAGCUGGACAAACUUAUCUGGUGGUUAGAUCGAGCUGAACUCGGUCUGGGUUUUGAAAUGAUGGGCAAUCCCAGUCAAAUAUUUACGCAAUCUCAAAAUCAAUCGAUGAUUGAGUUUCUGUGGGAGGAUCUGGCUUUUCAAAUUGGAAAGAGAUACUUAAAUCGCUUGGGGCCUAGCAAAAUGAAUCAAUGGAGAUUCGAAUCGUGGAAUGAACCUGAUUUAGCCGGUUAUAACAUUCUUCAAUUUGAUUCAAGAUCAUUUCAAUCCUACCUCUACGCUCUACGCCGGGGCUUGAAAGCAGCUGGUCGCAGACCUUUAAACGGCGUUAAUUUUAAACUUCAUGGGCCAGCUGGACUGUUUAAAAAUCCACAGAAGCACCCCUUGUGUUGGCAAUCUCUUGAGCAAUGCAAUACUUAUCCCAGUCAAUGUCCAUUUGAUGUUUUAACGUAUCACCACAAAGGCUCUGGGAUUAGCAGCGAAGUUGCUGCUGGUGGACAACGUUUGAUUGAUGAAAUAUUCCACAAGUUUCCUAAUCUAACAAAAAUACCACUGGCAAAUAAUGAAGCUGAUCCUAUCGCUGGAUGGUCUACUCCUAGAAGUUUCCAAUCAGAUGUUCGCUAUGCAAUUUCAGUUGUGUCCAUUAUAUUUGACCAUUGGACUGCAAAACUGAAUACAAGAGAAUUUAUGAAUUUACAAUUCAUAAGUCAUGACAAUGCCUUCCUAAGUUACCAUCCUCACGAAUUUUCCCAACGAACACUCUUUGCUCAUUUUCGAAUGAACAACUCUAAACCGCAUCCUUAUUCUCAAUUCAUCCAAAAACCUGUGUACGCUGCUUUGGGGAUGAUGGGUAAUUUAGGAACGCAUACUGCAGAUAUUAAAAUCAUCCACGAGACGAUUAGGGUUUUGCGGACAACCGAUAAAAAUGGUGCAUCAUUUCUUAGUUUGGUCGCCAUUUCAAAUGGAGAUCUAGGAGUUCAGGAACGUUUCCAAAAAGAGAUAACAUUGAGAACUAUGUCGGGUCGACGUUUCUCUUACGUUGUGGAAUUUCUUGAAUAUCAAAAUACCGAUCCAGUUUACGUGUGGAAUUUUUACGGAUCACCACCAUUUCCCAAUAAUACUGUGAGGGAAGCAAUGCGAAGGGAUCAAGGCCCAAAACUUUAUACAACCGGAAUAUUGAAUCAUCCACAGCUGCAUAUUAAUCUUCCCAUACGCGCCCCGUGGCUAGUUCACGUUCGAAUGUGUUCAGAUUUAAAUCCCACGCCACAUCGACCUCAGAGACUUCAUAUCUAUGCCAUCACUUCCAGAGAGAUUCUUCUCGUUUGGAAGGAAAAAUACGAAGUGAAGAGAUGUGUGGUCACUUAUCAAGUAUGGUUUCUUCCUCAUAAUGGGACAAUGCGUAAAGAGAUCACCGCUGGAUGGCAUACACCGUUUUUAUCAUUUCACUUUGCUCCUCUCGAUCAUAACGUCAAAGGAACUUAUGCUGUGCGCAGUGUUGACACUUUCGGAAGGUUUAGUGAAUUUUCAAGAUCCAAACAACAUAUUUAAACAAAUACGAAACUUUUGAGUUUUUAAACGUAGUUUUUUUGUUUUAUUUUAAAUUACAAUACAAAUCAAGGUUAAAUGCAACGCAUUUUUGUUCCAUCAGCAACAUAACAUAACAAUAAUUUUUUGACAAAAUAAAAAUGUAAGUCAAUUAUUUAAUAAUAUUUUUUGAAAUAUAAAUAAUCCACCAAGAGUA
Molecule: messenger RNA, 2123 nt
Organism: Eupeodes corollae
Lineage: Eukaryota; Metazoa; Arthropoda; Insecta; Diptera; Syrphidae
Product: alpha-L-iduronidase
Exons: 5
Coding region: 80-1930 (616 amino acids)
Biological process (GO): carbohydrate metabolic process
Molecular function (GO): L-iduronidase activity; protein binding
Source: RefSeq, a predicted model, not a curated record